Molecule: messenger RNA, 528 nt
Organism: Bipolaris victoriae FI3
Lineage: Eukaryota; Fungi; Ascomycota; Dothideomycetes; Pleosporales; Pleosporaceae
Exons: 1
Source: RefSeq, a predicted model, not a curated record
GUGCGUAUCGUUGUUGAUGCUCUUGAUUCUCAUCUAUUGUGUAGCACUCUCUCAACGCAUGCGACCAUUGCGAGAUCCUCCUCAUUGCAACCUGCUUUUGUUACGACGGCGCGUUGGCUUCAUAACCUCGAUUGUUAUCACCACUGGUAUUAUGCGUUCAUCAUGAUCGCAAUACCUUCCGCUAUCACCCACCGAGACAGUCCUUGCAAGAGCUGCCGUGCAACAGAGAAGAUAGGAGGUUCAAUCAGCAAAGCUUUUGUUCAUGGAGUCGACGACUACAACUUGAAGCUACUUGGGGCUUGGAAAGUGACACACAUACUUCAGGAUGCUGAUUCUGGAAAUUCUGCAGUUACUGAACGGUUGUCUUCUUUUGCAGAGUUUGAAAACAACUGUUUCGAUUCAGCCUACAUUACUUGUGCCCUCCGAGAAUGCAGCAUAGGUUUUAUGAGCGAUUGCAACAUGGGCACAUGGCUUGCGGAUGGCGAUGCCGAAGGUUUACAAGAAGCUAUGAAAGAUGUUUCAACCUAG